AUGGCUUCUCCAAUUCCCCGCGGCCUCCGCCAGGUGCUCCAGAAAUCUCCCAACGAUAUUGUCAUUCUCUCCUCAUUGCGCACACCUGUCACCCGCGCCAAGAAGGGUGGUUUCAAGGAUGCCUACCCAGAAGAGCUACUCGCCAGCGUGCUGCAGGCCACACUGAAGGCCAACCCUAACCUGGACCCCGCCCAAAUCGACGAUGUGCUUAUCGGAUCCGUCCUGCAAGAGCUAGGCGGCGCCAAAGCAGGCCGCAUGGGCCAGAUCCACGCCGGCUUCCCUCACUCAGUGCCCUUCAACACAAUCAACCGCCAGUGCUCAUCCGGCCUGGCAGCCAUCACAACCAUCGCCAACGGUAUCCGCGCCGGCGCCAUUAACGUCGGUAUCGGCGGUGGCAUGGAGUCCAUGACUCGCAACUACGGCUCCCGCGCCAUCCCCACAGUCCUCUGGCCCGAACUGAAGGAAUCCCACUCCCAGGAUGCCCAAGACUGCAUCAUGCCCAUGGGCAUUACCUCGGAGAACGUCGCAUCUCGGUACGGCGUGUCCCGCGCCGACCAAGACGCCUUCGCCGUCGAGUCCCACGCCAAGGCCUCCGCGGCGCAAAAGGCCGGCCGCUUCGACUCCGAGAUCAUCUCCGUCACCACCAAGACCCUCGACCCCGCCAACCCCGAUGCCCCAGCCAAGGAAGUGACCGUGACCCAGGACGACGGUAUCCGCCACGGCCUGACCCUCGAGAAAGUCAGCGCUCUCAAGCCCGCUUUCUCGCCCACCGGCGCCAGCACGGCCGGCAACAGCUCGCAGGUCAGCGACGGUGCGGCCGCCGCUCUGCUGAUGCGCCGCUCCACCGCCGAGGAGCUCGGUCUGUCUGGCUCCAUCAAGGCGCGCUGGGUCGCGUCUGCCGUUGCGGGCUGUGCCCCCGACGAGAUGGGCGUUGGCCCUGCCGUUGCCAUCCCCAAGCUUCUGCAGGCUGUUGACAUCAAGGUCCCUGAGGUUGGAGUCUGGGAGAUUAACGAGGCUUUCGCCUCGCAGGCUCUGUACAGCGUUCGCAAGCUUGGCAUCGACCAGGCGAAGGUUAACCCCAACGGUGGUGCUAUUGCUAUCGGUCACCCGCUUGGUGCUACCGGUGCCCGUCAGCUGGCUACUCUGCUGCCUGAGUUGGAGCGCAGUGGCCAGGAGAUUGGUGUCAUCAGCAUGUGCAUUGGUACCGGUAUGGGUAUGGCGGGCAUGUUUGUCCGUGAGUAA
Molecule: messenger RNA, 1242 nt
Organism: Penicillium paradoxum
Lineage: Eukaryota; Fungi; Ascomycota; Eurotiomycetes; Eurotiales; Aspergillaceae
Exons: 1
Coding region: 1-1242 (413 amino acids)
Biological process (GO): fatty acid beta-oxidation; phenylacetate catabolic process
Cellular component (GO): peroxisome
Molecular function (GO): acetyl-CoA C-acyltransferase activity
Source: RefSeq, a predicted model, not a curated record